UCUCGCAGGGGCGCCCCGUCCCCGAUUCCACAGCAGCUCAGAAGUAGGCGCCACGCACAGCACAGACCAUUACAAGGACUUGCGGCAAAUCUCUUCCCCCAAAGUCUGACUUCGACCGACAACCUCACUUGCAGCAAAGUCCACCCUCCUCCCUCCGAAGGGAGUGAUCGGCCCCGGGGAGCGUCUGCGCCAGCGGCUCGGAAGCACAGAUUGUCGGCGGCCGUGGGUAGGGGAAAUCAAUCCAGUCCGGGUUUUGUCUGCACGGGGGCCCGAGGGCUGCGAGGACGGGCUCGCGCGCAGGGGGGCGCGGGGGACACACACGGCACAAACAGCUCGCGCCCGGGGCCGCAGGCUAGGCCCGAGCGCGCGGGCGCAGCGGCCCGGAGAGGCGCGGCCCGGCCGCCGGCCGCAUGGAGCGCAGAGCGGCCCGCGGCUCCGGGGCGGCGGCGGCGGCGGAGGCGGCAGCGCGCCGCUCGCUCACACCCACCCCCGCCCGCGGCCGCCGCGCCGCCCCGUAGCCGCCGGCGUCCCCGCGGGCCGGGCCAGCGUCUCUGCAGCCAGCGCCGCUGUCGCCGCCCGGGAGCGGCUCCCGCGCCCCGCGCCCCGGGCGCCGGCGACCCCCGCGGCCGCCCGGAGGAGGAGGACGAGGAGGAGGAGGAGGAGGAGGAGGAGGAAGAGGGGAGCCCGCGGCCGGCUCCGCGCGCCGGCAGCCCGCGCUCAGGCAUGCAGGCGCGGCGUCUAGCCAAGCGCUCCAGCCUGGGCAGCCGCCGGGGGGGCGCCGCGCCUCAGCCGCCCGGCCCGCGCGCCCCCCGCGCCCGCCGGCGAGGGCGCCCCGCCCGGCCCCGCGCCCCCGCGCCCCCCGCGCCCGGCCCCGGGAGCUGGAGGCCGCCGCUGCCGCCGCCGCGCAGCGCCGGGACCGGCCCCCCUCGGGCCGCCGGGGCCGCCGCCUCGUCGCCGGUGCUGCUGCUGCUCGGGGAGGAGGACGAGGACGAGGAGGGCGGCAGCCGGCGGCGCCGGGGGCUCGGGCGCGUGGAGGAGAAGCCCCGAGGGGGCGCGGAGGAGGAGGAUGACGACGAGGAGGACGAGGACGAGGAGGUGGUCGUCGAGGUGGUGGACGGCGACGACGACGACGAGGACGGCGAGGAGCGCUUCGUGCCCCUCGGCCCCGGCCGCGCGCUCCCCAAGGGCCCGGCCCGGGGCGCGGUGAAGGUGGGGAGCAUUAAGCGGGAAAUGACCUUCACAUUUCAAGCAGAGGACGUCAGACGUGACUCUAGCAAAAAAGUAUCUCAUCAACACUUGUUCCCCUUGGCCAUGGAGGAGGAUGUGAAAACGACAGACACCAAAAAAGCCAGCCGAGCCCUUGACCAUGAAAAAGAAAACACUCGCUCCAUAUGUCUGCUGGAGCAAAAACGAAAAGUCGUUUCUUCGAAUAUUGAUGUUCCUCCAGCAAGGAAAUCUUCAGAGGAACUGGACAUGGACAAGGUGACAGCAGCAAUGGUACUAACCAGCUUGUCCACCAGCCCCUUGGUUCGAAGCCCUCCUGUGCGACCGAAUGGGACCGAGGGCCUGAGCGGCUCCUGGAAGGAGGGCGGAGCCGGGCCGUCCAGCAGCAGCAGCAGCGGCUACUGGAGCUGGAGCGCCCCCAGCGACCAGUCGAACCCGUCCACGCCGUCGCCGCCGCUCUCGGCCGACAGCUUCAAGCCCUUCCGCAGCCCCGCGCCGCCCGACGACGGCAUCGACGAGGCCGAGGCGGGCAGCCUGCUCUUCGACGAGCCCAUCCCCAGGAAGAGAAAGAAUUCCAUGAAGGUGAUGUUCAAAUGCCUCUGGAAGAACUGUGGCAAGGUGCUGGGCACUGCAGCGGGAAUCCAGAAACACAUCCGGACCAUCCAUCUUGGGCGUGUGGGGGACUCCGACUACAGUGAUGGUGAAGAGGAUUUUUACUACACCGAGAUCAAGCUCAACACAGACUCGGUGGCAGAUGGACUGAGCAGCCUGGCCCCGGUGUCGCCCUCCCAGUCGCUGGCCUCGCCUCCUACUUUCCCCAUCCCAGAGUCAAGCCGAACAGAAGCUCCUUGUGCCAAAACCGAGACUAAGCUGAUGACGCCCCUGAGCCGCUCGGCUCCCACCACCCUCUACCUCGUGCACACCGACCACGCUUACCAGGCCACGCCCCCCGUGACCAUUCCAGGAUCGGCCGAAUUCACCCCCAAUGGCAGCAGCUUCAGCAUUUCCUGGCAGUCUCCUCCAGUUACCUUCACAGGCAUUCCAGUGUCGCCAACACACAGCCACCCGGCGGGCCCAGGAGAGCAGAGACAGCACACCCACACGGUCUUGUCCUCGCCGCCCCGGGGGACGGUCAGCCUAAGGAAGCCCCGGGGAGAGGGCAAAAAGUGCCGCAAGGUGUACGGCAUGGAGAACCGGGACCUGUGGUGCACGGCCUGCCGCUGGAAGAAGGCGUGCCAGCGCUUCAUCGACUGAGGCUGGCCAGCGCCCGGCCCUGCCCUCGCCUCCGCUGCGGGUUCUGGAAAGCGCUCUUCCUUCCGAGCAAAAUUCAGAGGAAGCCCAGGAGAAGCACUUCCAGGAACCUUGGUGGAAUCAUAGCAAAAAAAUAAAUCAGUAAGAGGUCCCCACCUUCCUUUUCUUGCUGAGAAUCCAGCCUCAAGCAGCUGUCGCUCUUUUUUCUUUUCCUCGAAAGGUCCACUGACUUUUCAUAUGUCUAGGUCUGAAAACUGUGGACUUCUGUAGCAAUCGAACCGACAAAGUCCAUUUCACCUAGAAAGGAGGCAUAUUUUGAUAAGCUUUCUGAAUAACGUCGUUUCUGAGAUUUUUUUGGAUGCUUAAAAAGCGACACGUUGUUCGGUAGCGUUUGUACAAAGGACCCGCUGUCAUUGUGAGUGGUCUGUUUCCUGUCUCCCGCUGGACUUCUUGGAGCAGUCCACAUCAUGAUGUGUUGCCAGAAAGGGCAGCACCAGGUAUCUUUUCUAUGUCCUUGUUUGUUUGUUUGUUUGGUUUGGUUUUGAAGAAUGGCCCCAAACUGAACCAUGGUCGAGCUGUUAGCUCGAAGGGCCCCGGAUGGCAUAAGCUGGAAGAGAGACCGACGAUGGGAUCCGCCAGCACACGCCAGCCCCCAGCUGAGGUAGGGACGGGCAGCUGUCACCAUUGGGAAACAUCGAGGAGCCUUCCUUGGACUGAUGAUCCCCACGAGGCAGCACGGCUCCUUCUCCACCUGCCACGAUGCAGUCAAGAGCGGGCACGGGCGGCCCUCCGGGUAAGCCUCGAAGCUUCCUUCAGGGAUGUGACGCUCCCCGCAGCUCCGAUCUGGUCGUCACCGCUUGUCUGACAAAGUUGUUGCCAGAGUGAUGGGUCCUCGGGCCUUCCCACAGAACCCCACCGCUGACUGGCUUCAGAAGAGGGAGAGAGCUCCACCCGGUCCCAGCAGGGCUGCCUUCGACAGCAAAGCACAGCCCACCCGUCCCCGGCUGUCCAGAAAGUCACGUGAGGCCGACAAGCCAGCGUCCAUUCUGAGUGCACUUUUAUAGGUUGUAUGCUUUAGCAUGCCUGGGAGAUGGGUUAAUGACUAAUAUAAACACUCUAUGGGUAGACAGAAGGUUUAAACCUUUAUUUUUCUUAUAAAAAUAUUGGAGCUAUUCAUUAAGAAUUCGCUCAGAAGGGAAGGUACAGAACACCAAAAGGAAGGGCAUGUUGGUAUAGGACCCUCUCAAUUUAGUAGGACCAGGGCUUACACUGUGUUCCAGGCUUUCUAGCCUGGUAUGUUCGUUCAUUCGUUUGUUUUGGUGGGAACGGUGCAGGGGGAAGGGAGUAGUUGUCAAGCCCUAUAAAUAAGCUCAUUCUCUACCCUACUCUCGAUUGCCCUGCGAAAGAGUUGUUCUCCUCUACCUAUGCAAAGAGGGAAGAGCACCUUCGGGAUGUACUGUGUCAGGAUGGGGGGCCUAGGAUCAGCCAUAGGAAUGUUAAAUGAAAUUGCACAGAAGAAAGUUUAAUAUAUGUUUAGAGAUUGUACGUACACUUUUUUUUUAAAGAGUAGAAAGAAGUCAGCUAGUAAUAAUAGAUAUCCUUUUUUUUUUAUAAGUGAGGGAAAUAUAAGGUGGUUCUAUGGUGUAACAUCCACAAUCUGUGCAUUCAUCUAUUUUGGCAAUUUUAUUUUUUAAACUCUCAUAUGACUUUUUAAACACUAUUUUUUGAAAAAGAUCCUGUUUUCCUCCUUCGUCUGUUUUUUCUUUGAAAACACUUCAGAGAGCAGAAAAAGAGCGUCAUUUAAUUUCGCCUUGUGAUUACCAAUCAAUACGAGCCACAGCACCAGCUAUAAUAUAUGUUUUAGUACCUGGAAGGUCAGCCAGGAAAGGGCAUUUUUUUUUUAAGUACAGAAAUGUACUUGCAUCCUCCCCCCAGCAUAUCAUUGCUCCUCCCUGGUGUCCUGUCACUUCACCUGCAGGCACCCUGGGCCAUGAGAUGAUGCUCUGGCGUGGUCCAGGAGGCCCGGCCCUGAGCUCUGGAUGGAUUGCCCAGGGGCCCCGGUGAGCCCAGGGCUGCUCGACCACUUGAGCGGGUUCACUGUGUACUUAAAUGAUGGUUGGGGUGCAGUCCUGGAGCAUCCUGGAGGUUUUCUCUUCAGCAGAUCUCCCUGGCCCUUGACCCUUGGGUUAAAUCACUAGUCAAAACAUAUUGAAGUGAUGAGGGGCUAACUCCACCCCCACUCAGAGCUUUGGGACACGAGGAGGGGGAGAUCUUUGCUGUGGAGCAGUCCUGGAGCGGGGCCCUACCUGUGGCUCUACCCCCAGAGGUACAGCCCGUGGUUGGUGCUGAGCUCUGACCUGGAUGAGCCAAGCUGAGUUCUUACCUGGUUUUUAGCCAAUGCACGGGUAUAAGCAGAAGUGUAGAGCUGAAUGCAACCUCCCUGGGAUUUCUCCUACUUUCUAAAGCCUUCUUUACACAUAUUCUUCUGCAUCUCCCACGCACGUGGGGGGCUCCUUUCUGCCGGCCAGCCCUGGGCUCUGUGUACCCUCUUCUCUAGCUUCUAGGUGUGCAGAGACCUCAGUACCUUUCUGCACACACAGACCCCAUUCCCUGUACCAAGGCAUGUGAUAACUAGGGGACUGCCUGGCUGGCCUUGAAGAAAAGGGAUUAAACUUCUUGCAAGCCACCCAGAAAGCUAUGAAUUGCAAUAUAUAGCACUGAUUGUAAAAGCUAAAAUUUAAAAAAAAAAAAUGUAGAGCUAUUUUGUUGUAUUGUGGAACUGAACAAAGUGCCAAAUUAUGCCCACCAUUCCUCUUAUGCCAUCCCUGUGGUACCAUGUUCUUUGAUGUCUUCAUUCGGCAGGGGGAGGUGGGGCGGGGGUAAGGGGAGUCCCUCGGCACACUGGCUGCUUACUGGAGCCCUGUCCAUCACGGGAUCUCAGAGACCUGUCUGUGUGAAAGGAAUAGCAAUACGAUGGAUUCUGGUCCCAAAAUAUUUCUAAAUAAGGCAUGUUAUAGCCUUUUGACUUUUCUCUCCCUUGGUGCCCCUUUCUUCAGAAAAAGACUUCUCAUCUUUCUCCAGUGAAGGUGUUUCAUAGUGAUGGGCAGGCAUUCUCCAGAUGGCUGAAAAGCAAAGCGUUCAGCAGGCAGUAGUUUUAAGCCUUAUUCCCUCCCAGAGGACAUGCACCUAAUUGGCGGGAGGCAGUGUGACAACUUGGAGAGAACACCCAGGUAGCUGCGGGCCGGGGGACAGAGAGGAGAUACAAGAGGCCUACGGACACAGGUCUCCCGCUCAUCUUUCUAGUACUGAUGCACAGGCCAGGGGUGACUGUCCCUGGCACCUCCAAGGGAGCAGCCUGUUCUCCCUCUGGGAGCAGCUGCCAAGGCAAGGAGUGAGCUCCUGUAAGGGAAGCACCUCCAGCCAGGGGUGUGGGGCUGCCGUGCACAUCUCCAGUGGGCAGGCGCUUCUCUCCGCCUCCCUUGAUGGACAGCUUCCUCCCUUGGUUGGCAAAAGCCAGUGUCAGGAGGAGAGCGGUGGGUUUCUGACCAGGAACGUGCGUGCUCAGCUGCAAAGUGCCCGUCGGCAGCUCCACGCACCACCAAGGUGCCCUUUACGAGACGAUUCCUAGUCCAGUCAUCAUCAGGUUGCAGAUGAAAAUGCUCAGCAGAGAACGAUGCGUGAUGCAGUUGUUGAGCUUUCCAAAAACUUUUUCAUGAAAUAGUUACAUGUAUGUUGCAAAAGAUUUCUGAAACUGAAAUGCCCUCUGUCAGAUUCCAAGGUCAUUUGAGUUGAAGUCGGCUGUCUCUGGGGUCAUACUAAGCCCCACUUUUGAAAGCAGCCCUGGGCUCUGAAUUAACUGACACUGCUGCAUCGGUUUUCUCUUUCAUCAGACUUCAUCUGAAAAUGGAAGCGCAGCAUUCGUUUGAGAAUGGUUAGAGAAAAGUGAAAGAAUUGUACAUAUGGGAGAGAAUACCUUGAGAAUAGUAGCAAAAUACUGUAAAUAAUAUUCAUUUCCUCAGGGAAAUUUAAAGGGUAUGUGAAAAACAGAUCUGGAGGAUCCUAAGACUAGAAAGACUUAUUAUCUCGAGAGUCUUUUCUAGUUAGAACAGUUUGGUGGGUUUUUUUUUCAAUCAACAUGAUAUCAUUUCAAGACAAAUUUACAUGAACUGGACAUUACCAACUUUUUGAGGGGUGGAGGAAUGCUCUGUGAAAAAGAGCUGUUUCUUUGUAGCUGCCCUGCAUCUAAAGCUGACAUUUGAACCCCAGGCACAGCCCCUGGUGAGUAAUCCUAGGCUCCCGUAAGGCUUUCUCUGAAUGUAAUUGUGACUAUGAAGCCUUGGUGUUCCUUUGUAUAAUCCCUUGGUUGGGUGACUGAUUAUUAGCUCUAAGCCGAAUUCUGUAGGUAAAGCCUUUAAAGAGGUGCAUUUUUGCUUAAAUAGCAUGUUAAGGAGCAAACUUCCAUGGACUUUUGUGGACAAGGUGCUGCUUUUUCUCAUGACCCUGUAGAAUUUCUAACGACCACAUCAACCGUAGCAUUGACUUGUAUGAACGCAGGGAAGAAUUUGUGCAUACAAAUGAGUGGAAACAGAGCAGGCAUCAUGAAUAUGGAUGAGGAUGUGGAUCAUUUUGGAGAAUGCGCUGGGCACAUGGGUCAACUGGAAAUUUUGUUUCUUUAAGGGAAAUAACCCUACCAGCGGCACACACACUCUCUGUGUUCCUCUUACCUGUGGGGAUUCCUCCAUAUGGAACUGUUUCCCGUGGGUCUUUUUGCAUUGUAACUAGUCCAACCAGAAGUCAGUAAACAGGACAAGUUAGCACUUCUUGGUGUCAGUUGUAUCACCAUGUGAUGCACACCAAGAGAGCAAGGAAGCGUAAAAUGUAUUUAAGACCACCUGGUUUGCUUAUUGUGACUGACUUUGAAAAAGCCCAUAGCCGAUUAUACACAUGCUUUAAAAGGUGUAUCUAUCAUAGAACCAGAAAUCAAACUGGGAAUUUUACUUCUGGUCCUGUUCUGUAAAUAGUUCCUUUAUUUUGAAGACAAUCUCAUGUUUUAUAGCUUUUCUUGUGGGUCUGAGAAUCACAAUGGUAAUGUGUUGUGUCAAAAUGUAAUCUUAAAUACAAUAACGGUUAUAACUUAAUUUUCCAAACGAGACAAGAUAUUUCCUGCUUAGGCUUCUACAGUUCUAAGACACAUGAUCCUUUUUUUAUAACAAGCAUGAGUUCUUACCUUCUGGAGUUAACAGAACUGAAAAUAUCUUACAAGUUGCAGUGUUUUGUAAUCACAAAGAACAUGAACAUUUUCUGGGAAACGACCUUGGUUUUCUACAUUGUAGCUUAUUUUUUAAAAUACAGUGUUUUACCAGACAGGAACUGUUAAUAUUAUAAGCAGUUCCUGCUCUCCAGACAAAGGGCUAUGCCUCUUUUCAGCAAGUGUUUUCAUGCAUAUCUUUCCAAUUAACCCUCUGCAGCGAGGGUAGAAAUGCAGACCAGCUGGGAAGAUCAUCACAGGAGAAUCAAGAUGCAACAGCGACUCCUUUGUCAUUACCAGUGUUUUCAAAGUAUAAUGGAAAAAAGACAUGUUAAGAAUCAUCCUAGGUAUCUUAAAUCUAAAAAAUGUCAGUAGAUAUGCCUAUAGGCAAUGGGAAAACUAUUCUUGCAAAUUCUUUAGUGUAAAAUGAUAGAUUCUGUUACAAAGACAAGCUUACCACUUGACCCACCAGAACCACAAACCUGCCUUUAACUAGCAAGUAUCAUUUGGUGGAAAUUUCUAAAGUCAUGGUGGGUCAGCCCAAAGAUAGAACUCUUAGGUGAUCAGUGGUGUUUAAAAUAAUUCUGUCCCCAGCACUAACUAAAUAACUCGAAUUUCCUUAUCGGAACAAGUGCUGGAUUUUUCACACAAAGAAUUCGCAGACACGCAAGGUUGAGAUCAGAAAGUCACUGUAUUCCCUAGAGUCGGGAAACAAGGAAGGGAGCCAUGGAGCGUUUUUGAACUGCACAAAUAAUUCUGAGCAUUGCCAAAUCCAUUUCCUAAUACUGUACAGUUUUUUCUAGCCCACUCACUGAUAAAACAAGAAAACAUCUUUUUUUCCCCCUAAGAUUUUAAUAAUUCAGACGCUAGACUAAUUAGCCAAGUAUGCAGAUAACAUCAAAAGAAAAGCCAGGAUAGAAUGGUCAUCUACCCCUUGGGCAACUCCUGUGAGGUGGUCAGGGGGUCCCUCGGAUCUUGCUUUCAAGUAGGCUUUCGAAUCUGCACCCAUGAGGACUGGGAAUGCACAGAGUUAGGGAAAACUGUGCAUGGCCUCGGCUCCCAGUCUCUGAGAUGAGGCCAUCUGAGAUCUCUCUCUUCAUUCCCUUGGAGCAUCUCCAUUGUUAGCAUGAGAGUCCCCAAGAAAUGUUCCUUGCUUUGUGGUUUUGAACCAAAUGAGUCUUGCUUCAUCUUUAAAUAAAAGCUGCCUGAUGGUGCAUGGCACAGGCCUUAGAAUGGCCAGGCAGGUUCUAUAAAGGAACGACUCAGCUCAGGCAGAAGAGGGACCCUGGCGAGUGGUGGAGAUGGUACUGAAGCAGAGAACACAUGCCCCCUCUGACGGGGGGACCCCGCACUCAGCUCUAGACAAUCAGAACCACACAGAAAUCAGGCCCAGGGCUGCUGGCCUUCUGACUUGGACAUAUGCUGUCACGUGACACUGAAGUGUUGACAGCUAAGUCAGAUUCUUGGCCAACACUAAGCAGACCAAAGAGAGCCCGUAUGUGGGCAGAUACAGCCUUUGGCCACCAGUUUGAACUGUUGGGGAAAGCACAUGUCACAUGCCGUGGCCAUCGAGUUUUUCCAUCAGCCCCACGAACGCACACGUUGGUACUGUCUGGGCAACUAAAAUCAAAGAAGGGAAAGAGGUCAGUUCUCCCCAGGAAAUCAUUCCCAUGGAAGACUUGAAUACAGAAAUCUAGUAUCCUUGAACCAGCCUUGCCUCGGAUCCAAAGAUGCUGAGGUGGCGUCCAGCUCUCCCCCUGCCUGCUGGCGUGCCCAGGCCAUGCCCCAAAGCAUCGAGUGACUGUAAUCCCGACGUUCUUACUGUUUUCGCUACCGUGACCACUGUGACGAGGGGCUGGCAAAGAGCAGCCUGUGCCUUCAGAGAAGGCCGGGAGCCCCAGCCGUUAAAGCUAGCCCACGUUGCCUCCUUGUGCCAAAGCCCUCUGCCGCCCCCUCCAUACUCCUGCCCGCUCCAUCCCGCCUCACGAGUUUUCGUUCCAGGGUAAAAUUUCCGUCUUUCCCCUUUGAUUUGGCAAAAUCCUUGCCUCAGAAUGCUAGAUACUUAAGUAUUUUUGAGUGUCCACUAACCUCAAAAUGGAGUUUUUCCACAGAGAAAAACCUUAGCCCUCAGACGAAGACAAAAUGGGAAUAAAUGUGUCAUGGAAAAAAUUAGAAGUCGCUUCCUUCAUUCGGAUGGAAUAAGUUAUUUCAGACUGUGUCUCACACCAGAGUCCUGACAGCGUUGGGAAAACCACUGACCCUUUCCCAUAUACAGGAAAGUCUGUCUCUUUCAAAUACACGAUUCAUUUGACCUUCCUAAGAGUCCAGUGUAGAAGAGGGAUAUGUAGGAUGACUAUCAUGGGCCUCCAAGGCCAGCCCGGAGGAGCCUCGAACCUGUGGGUCAGCCUCAUUGCUGCCUGCAAGGAGGAGAGAAGGGGCUUGUUAAAGGGCUGACUCAGCCCUUGGUCUUCCAGAAUGGCUCUAGACCUGAGAAGACCGGGGACGCACCAUGUUCUCAACCCAUCCUUUCAAUCCAGGUCUUUCAGCACAGAAAUAAAGAGCCCGCUCAGUCCCACAGUCAGAUGCCAACUAUUAAAUCAUGCCCACAUGCGUCCCUUUAGGGUAACUACCCUGCCACUAUUCCC
Messenger RNA from Equus caballus (horse), 10368 nucleotides. RefSeq names its product zinc finger protein 704 (gene ZNF704). Gene Ontology annotation, molecular function: DNA-binding transcription factor activity; RNA polymerase II cis-regulatory region sequence-specific DNA binding. Lineage: Eukaryota; Metazoa; Chordata; Mammalia; Perissodactyla; Equidae. The record is from RefSeq and is a predicted model, not a curated record. Gene Ontology annotation, biological process: regulation of transcription by RNA polymerase II. Gene Ontology annotation, cellular component: nucleus.